Trichomonas vaginalis G3 is the source of this 12000-nucleotide messenger RNA. RefSeq names its product dynein heavy chain family protein family. Gene Ontology annotation, cellular component: dynein complex. The record is from RefSeq and is a predicted model, not a curated record. Gene Ontology annotation, biological process: microtubule-based movement. The coding region runs from base 1 to 12000 and encodes 3999 amino acids. The transcript has a single exon. Gene Ontology annotation, molecular function: dynein intermediate chain binding; minus-end-directed microtubule motor activity; ATP binding. NCBI's taxonomy places the organism in Eukaryota, Parabasalia, Trichomonadida, Trichomonadidae.
AUGAGUUCGUUCGAGUGGAAGCGCGCCUUUGGAAGGGACAGCGCUUUAAUCCAGUCGGUCGAAAAUAACGACGCAUUAAUGGAUUUAUUUAGCCAAAUUGAUGAAGAAAUAUCGAAAAUGAACUCAUAUGAUGCAAAUCAUAUUACAGAUAUAUCAAUUUGUGUUGAUAAUCUCUCAGAUAACCUCUCAAAUCUGUGGGAAGACUCAGAACUUACAGAAAUUGACCAGAAAACAUUCGUCCGUAUGACAAUGUUGAUGGAUAAAGUCAUUAUCAACACAAUUGAUCGCAUUUUCGAUCAACUUGAAAUAGUAUCAAUGAAAAAGGGCAUCUUGAAGAAGAUUAGAUCGUUUGUUCAAUCUUACAUUCAAUCAAUAGAACGCGUUACAUCGCCAAAUACGCAUACUUCUAAACCUUGGAAUAUGGAUAAGUAUACUCCAAAGCAGAUGUAUGCCCUUGAUACAUUAAUUGCUAAAUUCAAGGAUGAAGUCGUAAGAAUAAUUAACGACCUUUCUGGGCUUUUAGACGCAGAUGAGCAAGAUGCAUUACACUUCUCAUCGAUCGUUAACUCAGCAUCUUCCUUAAUACCUACGAAAAUGCUAAGCAUUCCCAAUAGAAUUUGGGAAGCCCAAUACAAAUUAUUCGCUUCUCGUUUAGUACAAGCAGAAAAAUGCGCAGCUUCGAAAUUACAUACGCAGUUGAUGGACUCUGCGUCAUCACCUGAGGUUAUUCUUCAGAUUUUUAAGGAUCAUUCCGCUUUAUUAACAAGACCAAGCGCUAUUCAAGAGCUUGGCCACGAAUUUUCACAGGCAUCAAACUAUAUUUCAACUCGCGCACAGAAAAUACUUAACGAUAUUGGCAAGAAACGCUCAAAUGAUACUUCAGUCAAUAAUUUAAUUUGGUAUCAGCAAAAGAAAGUUAUUAUUCAAGGAUAUAUGAAAUUUGUUGGCAGUUUACCAGACUCUGGCAGCUUAUCAACAGAGUUAAAUACAAUUAAUGAUGAACUUAAGAAUUUCUCCCAAAAUAUGUGGAAUUUAUGGGUUAACCAGAUCAAGACAAGGAUUUCCUCUUCAUUAAGAGUCCCAGAAGAUGGAAGUCUCGUUGAUUUUGGCGCUAAUACUGGAGGAAAUCUCGAAGUUAAGUUUACUGAUGAUCUUUUCCAAUUCCUUCAGGAAGCAAAUCAAUUACAAGCUGUUAAAAUCACAUUACCACCUAAAAUUUCCGAACUUGUUCAAAGAGCAGAACCAUUAUACAAACAAGCCCUCGUAAUGCAGAGAGUUUCUAUGUUCUACAAUAACAUGGCUGAUAGAAUCAUCAAGUAUCAGAGGCCAAUGCUGCUCCAACCUGCAACUGAAUUCGAAAAAUUAGUUAAAAGUGUCAAAUCCUUAAAUUCUACAUCAGCUCCUAAGAUGCUUUCAGCUCUACAACUCUCGUUAUCCAACAUUAUGUCUCAAAAUUCACAAAUUUCUGCAGAAAAUACAACAAUACAGAAAAAGAUUAAAGAAUUAUUCGAUGUAGACCUUAUCGAUAAGCGCCAUAAAUGGACACAAUCAGUACAAGAGAUGAGACAGAUCGUUAAAUCAUGCGUAGAAAAAGGUUUCCAAAAUUCUCAGUUUUGGACAUUACAUCUUGACUCACAAAUCUACAAAGCUCUUAGAUACCAAUUCAGAUCUUCGCUUCUUUCUAUUUCAGAGCGAACAGCUCAGAUUGAUGUAUCUUUAAUAUUUGCUGACGGAAGAACACAGUUUAGACCAACAAUCCAAGAGGUCAGAAGGAUGUACUACCAGAAUGUCAGCGAUAUUUUUGCUUUUCCAAGGACAUUCAAAGGUAUCUCAAAUGAUUCCUCAUUUUUCGCUCCAAUUUCUGCUCAAGCCUCCGAUGUUAUCCUCUACGUAUAUGAAAAAGGCGAAACAAACAUCCGUAAGUUCAUCGAACACCAAAAUUCUUUCAAAGAAUGGGAAGUUUUGGCCCAAAACAUGGAUGAAGCCCAAAAGCGCUGCGAGACAAUCAUAGAGCUUGCAAGUGAUUGGAAAUCCAACAUCAAUUUAAUCCCAACAAGAAAAGAAUCCAUCAACAAAAUUGAGGAUACAACCGUUAUCGGCUGUUUCAAAAUUGAUAACACACAGGCCAAAGAAGGAUUCAGGCGUCUUGUUUCCCAGUUCCAGAGCACCUUAUUUGUUGCGUUAAGAAAGACAUUACGUGAUGAAUUUGAGCGUGUUGAAGCCUUCGUAAAAGAUGGAAUGUCAUUAGUUACAGGCAACUUUGAUACAGCGGAAGCCAUUGCAGAAUCUCGUUCGAAAUUCACAGAACUCGCGAGAAACAAAGUUGACACUGAAAUGACAUUUACAAGUCUUGAAGAAAAGGUCAAUUUGUUGAAGAUGAGAGAAUCAAUUGACGAAGAAACAACAGAGUUCAACAAAUUGAGACAACAAUGGAAAGAACUGACAGAAAAGAUGGAAUCAUUCGAUGCAAACGUUGCUUCUCAAUUCGAGAACGUUAAGAACAAGAUGAGAGAUGAAUUUGCACAGUUAAAGAUUGAGAUCCACAACUUCAAAUUGAGAUGGGAUGAAAUGAAACCACACAAUGUCGAUAUGGAUGAUGACUCUGUUGUUGUUUCUAUCCCACAAACUCUUAAGCAGUUCAAUGAACAAGCACAGCAACUUCACGAGAAAUAUGAUAAACUCGCGAAACCUUUGGCUGAUUUCGAUGAAAACGUUCAAAUAGAAGAACUCGAGGAAUUCGAUAAGGAAUUCAAGCAGCAAGAACAAGCCAUUGAUUUGCUCAUUGAAUGGAGAGAUACUUAUACAGAAAUCGCUUCUCAAAAGUGGUCUGAAGCUUCUGCAAAACUCUUCCAUGUCGAAGAUUUCUUGAACCAAUGGUCCCAGAAAAUCACUCAAUUGGAAUAUACUUCUGAUGCUGCACUUUACAUCGAUGAAAAAGUGAAGCAUUACAAGUCUAUUUACCCAUUCCUUAAAUACGCAAGAGGUGAUGACUGGACUGACCAACACUGGGCAGUUUUCUUCAGAAUGGUCUCUCUUCCUCCGAACCAAACAGCUCAAGAUUUGUUGUUAGGAGACAUAAUCGAAGUUGGUGACCAAAUUCAAUCGAAUAUCAAACAAAUUAAGGAACUCGCUGAACGCGCAAGAGGCGAAAACACAAUCAGAACAUCUCUUGAAGAAGUCAGAUCUUGGUUCUCAACAACAAACUUCCAAUGGUUCGAACAUACUUUCGCUCAAAGAACGACAUUUAUCGUUCAAGGAUGGAAACAAAUUUUGUCAGAUUUGGCAGAUAAACAGUCAUUGAUUGGUUCUUUGAAGGAUUCACAGUACGUCAAAGCAUUCCAGUCAGAUGUUGACUUAUGGGAUAAGAAGUCUGUUGCUUUGUCAACAUCAUUAAGACUGUUGAAUGAAAUCCAAAGAAGAUGGCUCCAUUUAGAACCAGUUUUCGUAAAGAAAGCUCUUCCAGAACACCAAGAUUCCUUUGAAGUCGUUGAUAAAGAGUUCAGAGAUAUCAUGAGAAGACUCAAAGAUGCAAAUAGAGCUGCUGCAGCUGCCGAUCUCAAUCCAGAUCAACUUGAAAAGAUCUUACAGAAAUUAGAUGCAUUGAACAGAGUCUUAAAUGUCUUCUUGGAACAUAAAAGAGACAACUUUUCAAGAUUCUAUUUCAUUGGUGAUGAAGAUCUUCUUGAAAUCAUCGGCCAAGCAUCAGAAGAUGCAAUAAUCAUCCAAGCACAUCUUAAGAAACUCUUCCAAGGUGUUCAUUCCGUUGUUUUUGAUGGUUCAAACACAAAAAUCAUCGCUGUUUGCUCUUCCUUAGGCGAAAGAGUUGAUUUGAAGAAUCCAAUCAUUUGCCAAGGCCCUGUUGAAGAAUGGCUGAUGACAUUAUCAAAUGAAGUAUCAGACACUCUCAAAGCAAUUUUGACUGAAAUGAUCAAGACAAAGCCAAAUAAAGAUUACUUCAAAUAUCCAUCACAACUCACUUUACUUUACCAUCAAAUCAGAUUCACUGCGAUGGUUGAAAAAGUCAAAGAUGUUGAUAAAUUAUCUAAAUACGUCGAAGACACUUUGAUGGAUUUAGUUUCUUGCGACACACAAGAUGAAUUACAGAGAUACACUGCAAGAUCAUUAAUCAUCGAAUUUGUCAGAUUCAGACAAGUUGUUGAUGAUUUGAGAAACCCAGGAAUGUGGAACUGGAAGAAACAGUUAAGGUUCUACUUCAGGAGUGGAAUUUGCUACGCAGAAAUGGGUGAUAGCGUCAUUCCUUACGGUUACGAAUACCAAGGAAAUCCACAACGUUUGGUUUACACAAAUCUGACAGCCAAAUGUUAUUUGACACUUUGCGAAGGUAUUUCAUUAGGUUACGGUGGCAAUCCAUACGGUCCAGCAGGUACAGGAAAGACAGAAUCAGUUAAAGCUCUCGGCCAAGCACUCGGAAGACAAGUUCUCGUUUUCAAUUGCGACGAAGCAAUUGAUGUCCAAUCAAUGUGCAGAAUUUUCACAGGCUUAGUCAUGGGAGGUGCCUGGGGUUGUUUCGAUGAAUUCAACCGUCUCGAUGAAGAAGUUCUUUCCGCUCUUUCACAACAGAUCCAAGUCAUUCAGACAGCCAUUCUCAACAAAGCAUCAAAUGUCGAAUUGCUCGGCAGAAACAUCAAUGUCAAUCCAAAUGCCGGUAUUUAUGUCACAUUGAACCCAGCAGGAAAAGGUUACGGAGGCCGUUCCAAGUUACCUUCAAACUUAACUGCUUUGUUCAGAGCUGUAGCUAUGUCCGCACCAGAUAACGAACUUAUCGCUGAAGUCCUUAUGUAUUCACAAGGAUUCAAGUGCGCAAGAGCUCUUUCCAAACAAAUUGUUUUGGUUUUCGCUCUCUGCAAACAAUUGUUGUCUCCAGAAAUCCACUACGAUUGGGGUCUUCGUUCCCUUAAAUCCAUCUUAAGUACUGCAGAACAGUGGAUGAACAACAUGGACGGAGAUGUCGAUGAACCAGCAUUGUUAGUUAAGGCAUUGAGAGUUUCCACAUUGUCUAAAUUAACAUUUGCAGACAGAGUUGCUUUUGAACAGAUUAUUUCCGAUGUUUUCCCGAAUGUUCAAAUCAACAAAGUCGAAGAAUUCGAGUUGAGAACAGCUGCAAGCGAAGUCAUCAAAGAGAUGAAGAUUGUCGAGUUACCACACCAAGUUGACAAGAUGCUUCAGAUGUGGGAAUCAAUCAACCAAAGAACUGGAGUCGUUUUAACAGGUCCAAGUGGUUGUGGAAAGACAACAUUAUGGACUUUGUUACAAAAGACAUUGGAUAAAAUCGGUGUCAAAGUCGAUAUCGAAGUUAUGAAUCCAAAGUCAAUGCCAAGACAGAGAUUGUUAGGCAGAGUCGAUUACGAUACUCGUGAAUGGUUUGAUGGUGUAUUAACAAGAGCAGCAAGAAGAGCUGUUGCAUCAUCAAACAGAACAUGGAUUGUUUGCGAUGGUGAUAUCGACCCAGAAUGGAUUGAAUCAUUAAACUCAGUUCUCGAUGAUAACAGGUUGUUGACAUUACCAAAUGGUGAACGUAUCCAAUUCGAUUCUAAAGUCAAUUUCGUGUUCGAAUCACAUUCCCUUGAACACGCUUCUCCAGCUACAGUUUCAAGAAUGGCUGUUAUUUUGUUGGCUCCUGAAGAUUUGACUGUUGAAAAUGUUUGCACGGCUUGGGUCAACAAAUGGCCAAAAGAUUCAAGAGUUCCUUAUCUCAUGGAGCAGUUGUUCUACAGAACAAUUGAUGCUCUCGUAAAGAAAUCGAACUCUUUCGUCAUCGGAUCAACAACAUUUGGUUUGACAACAACCGUUUUGUCACAUCUCAAUUUGAUUUCAGGAAAUUCUGAUUCUGAGUUCAUCAACGCCCUUAUUAGAGGUUCUGUCUGCAUUUUACCACCACAAGAACAACCAGCAUUCGCAGCAGAUAUCUAUAAAUGGGCAAAUCAAUUGGGAUUGAGUACAACAGGUAUUGAUCCAGCAAACAUUUUAGAUCAAUACUGGAAUGGCUCAACAUUACAGUUAUUCGAUUUCCAUCCUGCUCCACCAACAGUUCCUGCCAUCGAUUCAUCCAGUUUGCCAUUAGUUUCAACAACAGAAGUACAAAGAACUAUCCACACAAUAAAGAACUGGAUCGAAACAGGACAGCCAAUGAUGUUGGUCGGACCAAGAGGAAGUGGAAAGACAACGGUUUUGACACAUCUUUUCAAGUUGUUGCCAUCAACAACAACCAUUGUUUUGAACUGUUCCGCACAAACAGAUGCAGCAAGUUUGAUGACAAAAUUGAUGCAGCAAUGUACAAUUGCAUCAACAGCUUCUGGACAAGUUUUAAGACCAAGAAACACAGAGAAAGCUUUAGUUUUCUUCAAGAAUUUCGAUUUGCCAAGACCAGAUAAAUGGGGAACAGUUCAAUUAGUUUCAUUCAUGCAACAGAUCUUAACACAUGGAGGUUUCUACAACGAAGAACUCCAGUGGAUCACAUUGGAAAGAAUCCAAUUUGUCUUCUCAAUGUCAUCUGCGGAAAAGAGACCAAUUUCACCUCGUUUCACAUCAAUCAUCAGAAUUGCAGCGAUGCACAACACAGAAGCAUCACAAUUACAGGUCAUUUAUUCCCAUUAUCUCACAGAAAUUCUCAAGAAGACAGACUACAACGAUAACUCCAAAGUCCAAGCAGUUGCUGCUGCAAUGGUCAGAGUUUUUCAGAAGUUCUCAACUGGAUUUUCAAUUGAUGAAUAUCCACAUUACGAUUUCACUUACAGAGACAUCACACGAUGGGUUGUCCAGCUUCAAAGAUACAUCCACAACUCGAAUACUUUCACUCCAAACAUCAUAAUCUAUGAAGGUAUCAAACACUUCGCAAAUAGAUUGUCUAGUUUGAGUGACAGAACAAGAAUGAUCAAAGAAAUCAAACAGAUCUUUAGAGACAAUCUACCAAUAUUCGAAGAAACAGAUUUCGAGUAUUGCAACUAUCAAAUCGAUACAAAUGACAAAGCUCCUUUGUAUCUAGUUCAAAUGGAAAGACAAACAGCUCAAGAAGCUUUCCAGAAAUUGAUUGUUUCUUACGAAAGAGAAAUGGGUCAUUUGGACAUCUUCAGAAUGCAAGACACAGAAUGGCUUGCCAAUGUUUUAACAGCAACAAUCGCUAUGCCAUCAUCAAACAUUGUUGCAAUCACCGUUCCUGGUUUGUUCUUCACAGAAAUAUUAAGAGUUAUUUGCCAUUCUAAUGGUAUCGAAAUCUAUUCACCACCAAUGCUCGCUGACUUUUCUAAUGCUACAUUUAUGGCAUUCCUUAAAGAUUUGAUACCAAAAGUUACAGGAAAAGAUGAAGAAGUUGUUUUGUUGAUGGAAGAUUUCAUGUUUGUUGAUAACGCAAUUUUGGAUGCAUUGAAUUCUUUGAUGGCUUCAGGAGAAGUCGGUGGUUUAUUCUCACAGACAGAAUUCGAUUCAUUGGUUGCUUCUAUUCAAGGAGAACUUAGAGAAUCGAACACAAACAUGACACCACAAGAAUUCUAUUGCGCCAAAGUAAGAAGAUUGAUUCAUGUUGUUAUUGUUCUUAAUCCAGAACAUUCAGCAUUCAGAUCUUUCUUCAAUUUCGCACCAUCAUUUGUUUCCGAUGCAUCAAUCAUUUGGGCAACAGAAUUAUCUCAACAAUCAUUGAUGACAAUUCCACGCCAAAUCUUGUUGCAAGAAGGAGAUUCAGCAUUGAAUUCAGACAAUUUGACCAAGUUGAAUCCAAUGUUUGCUUCAACAUUCCAAGCUGUCAAAGAAGCACCAAUCAAAUACAGCGAAUUCCUCAGACUUUACUUGAAUUUGUUCAACAAGAAACAGAAGGAAUUGGCUGAGAAGAAAGGCAGAUUGGACAUUGGUUUGGCCAAACUCAACGAGGCAGCUAAAACUGUCGAUACUUUGUCCGGCGAAAUUCAGGCGAAGAAGACUGUUUUGUCAGGCAAAGAGAAAGAUGCAAACGACGCAAUGGAAAGAAUCAAGAAGGCUGUCGCUGAAUGCUCUUCUCAACAAACAAAGAUCGAAAAGAUGCAGGGAACAUUGAGUGAAGAAGAGAAAUUCCUUCAGUCAGAACAAACAAAGAUCGAAGCAGAACUCGGAACAAUUCAGCCAGAAAUCGAUGCAGCUCUUGAAGCCGUAGGAAAGAUCAGAAGAGAACAUCUUGCUGAAGUCAGAGCUCUCGCUAAACCACCACAAGCCAUCAGCGAAGUUAUGUCUGGUGUUUUGAUGAUGCUAGGUGAAAAUGAGUUGUCAUGGGCAUCAAUCAAGAAGAUCAUGGGUUCUGAUAACUUCACAAACAGAAUCAUGAAGUUCGAUGCAAAAUCAUUGACACCAGAAAUCAUCAACAACGUUGCAAGGCACUUGAAACAGAAAGGAAUGUUCUUUGAAGACGCAACAAUUAGAAAAGCUUCACAAGCCGUCGCUCCUUUGGCACAAUGGGUUAAAGCAAACGUUAGAUUCUUCUCUGUUUUGGAGAAGGUUGAACCUCUCAGACAGAAGAAUGAACAAUACGCUUCCGAAAUCCAGAAGAAGAGGUUAACUCUCAAAGAAUUACAAGACAAGAAAGCUAAAGUCGACAAACAAGUUGCAGAAUUCCAAGAACAAUUCAGAAUCACAACGAAAGAAGCUCAGCAACUUAAGAAUGAAGUAUCUCUGGCAGAACAGAAUCUUCAUGACGCUGAGCAGCUCUUCUCCAAGCUCAAAGACGAAAGAACAAGAUGGGACACACAGAGAAACCAAAUUUCUGCAAUGUUGACUUCCCUUCCUAAAGAAGUUUUACUUGCAGCCGCUGUUGGAACAUUCUGCGGACCAUUCCCAGAAGAUGAGAGAAAGAAGAUGGUCUCAUUAUGGUUACCAAUCGCCAAACAAGCUCCAGAUGCAACAUUCAACAUGGGCAAGUUCAUGUACACAGAAAGCGAAUUGAUGGCAUUGAGAGGCUCUUUGUCAGGUGAUGCUCUUUCUCUUGAAAACGCUGUUAUCAUCACAAAUGCUGUAACAGUUCCAUUAAUCAUUGAUCCAACGAACAAAGCAUUAGAUUGGCUUGUAAACAACAUCCAGAAGAACGGCGGACAGCCAACAGUUCUUCCUCGUGGACAUGAAAGAUUUGCAAGUGAAUUAGCUUUGGCUGUGAGAUUCGGAAAAACAUUGAUCAUCACAGAAAUCGAUUCCAUCGAUGCAAUUUUGAUUCCUUUGAUCAGAAAAGACCUUAUUUUCAGCGGAUCAAGACCAGCCAUCAAAGUUGGUGAUCGUGAAAUCGAUUACAACGAGAAGUUCACUUUGUACUUGUUGACUCGUGAGCCACAACCACAGUUACAUCCAACAGCUGCUGCUCACGUCGCAGUUGUCAACUUCUCUGUCACAAGAGCUGGCUUAGAAUCAACAUUGUUGAGUCUCACAUUGGAAAGAGAGCAGCCAGAGAUCCAAGCAGAAAGAUCUAAGUACAUUGCGAACGAAGAAGAGAUGAAGGCAACAUUGUCUGACUUAGAAGUCACAUUGUUGAAGACAUUGGUCGAAGCAGACAGUGGAAACAUCCUUCAGAACACUUCUUUGAUUGAAACACUCAACAAGACUAAAGAACAAGCAGCUGCUGUUGCAGAAUCCCUUGAAAAGAUCGAGUCAUUGUCAAAGAAAUUGGAAGAAAAGGCAAAUACUUACAGAUCAUUGGCACAACUCGGUGCUUCUUUGUUCUUCGCAAUUGAUGGAUUAAGUAAAUUGGAUCACAUGUACAGAUUCUCUUCCACUCUCUUCAUGACUUUGUUCACAUCAAUCUUCGAUGCAAAAGUCAAUGCAAAUGGUGUUCAUAGAACACUUAAAUUCGAAUCAGAACUCGUCAGAAUUAUCUUCAGACACGUUUCUAAUUCGAUGUUCAAUAAAUACAGAACAGCCGCAGCAUUGCACAUCGUUGCUUCCUGCUACAAGAACUUGGUUGAUGCAACACAAUACCAGUUCUUAAUCAAUUCCCCUGUUUCUACUGGAGAUGCUCCUUCUUGGGUUCCAGAAACAAGAAGACAGGCUUUCUGUGGAUUCGCUAAAGCAAUGCCAGAAUUAGUUCAGACAUUGAAGAUGAGAGAUCCAACAGCUGGCGAUGUUUGGGCAGAUUGGCUCAAACAAAGCCAUCCAGAAGAAAACUUGCCAAUCAUUGACGGACAACAAGUUUCUAAACGUGGCUUGACUCCUUUCGCUCAAUUAUUAAUUGUAGGAAUGUUAGUUCCACAUAGAUUAGUUGCAGCAAUACAAGCUUUCGUUACAGAAGCUCUUGGUUUAGGCCAAUUCUCUGUUCCAUUUGAAUACAACCAAAUUGUCAGCGACAAGACAGGAUUACCAAUGAUUUUCAUCACUUCUCCUGGUGCUGAUCCAUCUCAUGAAGUUGUUUCUGUUGCAAAGAGAGCCAAUGUUUCAUUGACGGAAGUUGCUGUCGGCUCUGAUACACCAGAUGCAACAGUUGCCAAACUGAAGAAAUGCGCGGAAGAAGGAACAUGGUUCAUGUUAAAGAACACUCAUCUUUCUAUUUCUUUAGUCGCAAGACUUGAGAAAGAAAUCGCUUCUCUCCAGACGAAGAAGGAAGGAUUCAGAGUAUUCUUCACAACAGAACCCCACAGAUCAUUCCCACCUUUGUUGCUUGCAAACUCAAUCAAAGUUGCUGUUGAAGCUCCUCCAGGUGUCAAAGCAAAUCUCACAAGAACAAUUGCACAAAUUGACACUAAAUCAAUGCAGCCACAACAGUUGAAACUUGCUGCCGCUGUUGCUUAUUUCCACUCAAUCAUCCAGGAAAGAAGAACUUACAUUCCACAAGGCUGGACAAAGUUCUACGAGUUCUCAACAGCAGAUUUCAGUUGCGCAAUGCAGAUCAUCCAGAAGACAAAGGAAGCUGAUGCAGAGGCACUUGAAUACAUCAGAGGUUUGCUUUGUUUGGCUGUUUACGGUGGCCGCGUUGACAAUGAUUUCGAUUUCAACGUUUUGUCAUUGUAUUUGCAAGAGUUCUUGAAUGACAAGAAGAACCCACUCAGAUUAGAUAACAACGCACAAAUGAGCAACGUAAUGAAAUACGUCGAGAGGAUGACAGAAAGAGAUGAUCCAUCAUUGUUCAUGUUACCUCCAAACGCAACUAAAACAGUUGCAAUUUCACAAAUGAACGAAACAAUUACAUCUCUCAGAAGAUUGUCAUCAAUUGUCUCUGACUCAGGAAGUAUCAGCAGAGCACAAUGGAUUGACAAAUUCACUCCUCUUCUCCAGAGAUGGCAAGAUUUGCGCCGCAAAUAUCCAAACAUGACUGUUCAACGCCAGAACUCUCCAUUUGAUGACACUCCGAUGGCAGCAGCUCUUUAUUCACAGUGCUGCGUCAUCCAUCAAUUGGUUGACGAUCUUGAGGAGUACUUCAAGAUGGUCGAUGGUUUCUUGAACCAUGGAGACACUUUGUCUCAUCAGUUGCAGUCAUUAGGACGUUCUUUGAUCGCAGGAGAAGUUCCUGACGCGUGGUCUGAUAUCGCAGAAGGACCUUCUGUUGCAUCGGAAUGGCUUCAAGAAGUUGCAAGAAAGGUCGAAUACAUCGAUGCUCUUGCAGCUGAUCCUUCAAUGGUAAGCAAAGGAAUUGAGUUGGGAGCUGUUUUGAGACCAACAGCUCUUUUAGAUGCACUCAGACAACAAACAGCAAGAGAAACCGGAACUCCAAUGGUUGAUUUGAAGCUCACUUUCUCUUUCUCUGAAUCUAAAGAGAGAGCGAUUUAUGUAACAGAUCUCGCUUUGCAAGGCGCUGUUUUCCAGGGACUGAAGAUAGCGCCAAUGACAAAGGACGAACAAGUUCUCGUCAAGUGCUCAAAGUGCUCAUUCUCGUGGGAGAAAGAGCGCAAGAAUGAUGGCAUCGCAAUGAUUCCACUCUACUCGAAUUCAAACAGAGAAAAGUUCAUUGUUACUGUUCCUGCUCCAUGCAGCGAAAUCACAUCAAAGGAUGCUUCCAAGGUAUUCUCAUUCGCAGGUACUGCUUUCAUUAUUGGAAGUAAUUAA